AUGGCUGGUGUUCUUGAUACUCAUAAUGGUAUUCAUCUCGACAUAUCAAACAAAUAUUUAAAGGUUAAAGAUGUAAAUCUCACAUCAGCAGAACUUGUGCCUGUUUUAAAAUCGGUAAAAAUUUUAAAGCAUCUGGAUGACAAGAAAUAUCUCGAUCUGGCUGAUCAUUUCAAGAUCGUAAAAUUUCGACGAGGUCAACAUAUUGUUCAAAUCGGAAGAAUAGCCGAUAGAUUUUUUAUUCUUUUGAACGGUACUGCUGGUGUAUUUAAGCCAGGAAAAAAUGGUCAAACACUUGAUCAAGUGUCUACAUUAAAUCGAUUGGAUUAUGUAGGUGUUUUGGAUAUGUUCUUUAAUCGAAGAUAUUUGGCUACUGUUACGGCAAAUAUUCUUUUAUCAUGCACUGAAAUGAACAUCGACAUGUUCAAUUUUUGGAUUAGACCUAUAUUAGAAGAUCUUCAAUCAAAAUCUGAAGAAUAUAAUACAUUCAAAAAUUUAGAUGUUUAA
Rotaria sordida is the source of this 504-nucleotide messenger RNA. The record is from the annotation of a GenBank genome assembly. NCBI's taxonomy places the organism in Eukaryota, Metazoa, Rotifera, Eurotatoria, Philodinida, Philodinidae.